UGCAUUUUAAUGCAGUAAGAUAAUAUCAAUUUCUUAAUAGAUUUAUUCCUAUGAUGCUCUCCCAAAGGCAUCCCACCUCUGAUUUGAAUGUUAUGGUAGUUGUUUUUUUUUCUGUCACAGGUUUGAAACAACAUUCACACACCCAUUUAAGGUAGCUUGACCAUUUCCACAAUGCAUCAACCACUCUAUAACCUCCCCAUGUGUGUAAAAGACCUGUUCAAUCAACUUCAGAAAGACACCCACUACAAAGUCUCAGUGCCAUUCACAGUCUUUUACAAGAAUGGAGCUUCAAGUAAAGCCCACCCUCAUUAUCACUUUCUUCCUCACCAUCCUCAUUCAUUCACGCCUGGUCCACCCCCGCAACCUAGCAGGCUCCCCAUCACCUGCAGUACCGGUCAAUGGCGAGCCAAUCGGCAUGGAGAAAAACCUGUUCGAACGAGGAAGUGAAAAGGCAAGGCGGGGAUCGUUUCCGGCUCGCUGCCACUCAAAGUGCAACCAAUGCAUGCCCUGCAUGCCAGUUGAAGUGACAGUCCGGGUAGAAGAGCAGGAAGAGAAUGAGUACUAUCCCCAAGUGUGGAGAUGUAUGUGCCAUGACACAAUGUUCUCACCCUAGUAAUAAGAACCCAUCCAAUUCACAUGGAAUUCUUUUACCUGAUUUGUGAGUCACUUCUGUUGAUUCUUCAAUCAUCAUUAGUAUAUAGGCUUGAUAUAUAUCUCUCCCAAGGGAAAAUAUUUCACUCAAAUUUUAGCAUUUCUACAUCAGAUUUUCUCUGCACUACAG
Molecule: messenger RNA, 781 nt
Organism: Vitis riparia (riverbank grape)
Lineage: Eukaryota; Viridiplantae; Streptophyta; Magnoliopsida; Vitales; Vitaceae
Product: EPIDERMAL PATTERNING FACTOR-like protein 4
Exons: 2
Coding region: 281-613 (110 amino acids)
Biological process (GO): guard cell differentiation; stomatal complex development
Source: RefSeq, a predicted model, not a curated record